Molecule: messenger RNA, 1450 nt
Organism: Cephus cinctus (wheat stem sawfly)
Lineage: Eukaryota; Metazoa; Arthropoda; Insecta; Hymenoptera; Cephidae
Gene: cbc
Product: protein CLP1 homolog
Exons: 3
Coding region: 100-1368 (422 amino acids)
Biological process (GO): tRNA splicing, via endonucleolytic cleavage and ligation
Cellular component (GO): mRNA cleavage factor complex; nucleus
Molecular function (GO): polynucleotide 5'-hydroxyl-kinase activity
Source: RefSeq, a predicted model, not a curated record
GAAUAGUAAGCUGAAUCGAUUUGUGUCAGAAAAGAUAACCACACUCUACGGCUUUUGAAGGUUAUUGACAGUUACUAAGAAAGAAUAAUUAUUUUAAUAAUGUCAGAAGAAAAGACUACGUCUCAGGAGUUUAAACUUGAUCCAGAUUGCGAACUCCGUUUCGAAGUGGAAAGUAAAAACGAGAAAGUCACUUUAGAGCUUAAAAUUGGACUGGCGGAAGUAUUUGGUACAGAACUUGUAAAAGGCAAAAAGUAUGAAUUUACUGCAGGCGCCAAGGUAGCUGUUUACACAUGGCAAGGAUGCACAGUGGAAUUAGUUGGAAAAACGGAUGUCAGUUAUGUUGCUAAAGAAACACCUAUGGGAUUAUAUUUAAAUUGUCAUGCAGCUAUGGAAAGAAUGAGAGAAGCAGCUGAAAAAGAUGACACUAGAGGCCCUAUUACUAUGGUUGUUGGACCCUGUGAUGUUGGAAAAUCAACAUUGUGCAGACUACUAUUAAAUUAUGCAGUUCGAAUGGGAAGACGACCAGUUUUUGUAGAUCUUGAUGUUGGACAAGGACAUAUAGCAAUUCCCGGAACAGUUGGUGCAUUACUGGUAGAAAGACCUUCUAAUGUUGUAGAAGGUUUUAGUCAACAGGCACCACUAGUCUUUCAUUUUGGUCAUAAAACUCCAAGUGCUAAUAUUGCAUUGUAUAAUCUCUUAGUGUCACGCCUUGCAGAAGUAUGCUCCGACAGAUUACAAGCAAAUAAAAAAGCCAGGGUAUCUGGAAUUGUUAUUAAUACCUGUGGGUGGGUAAAAGGAGGUGGUUACAAACUUCUUACUCAUGCCGCUCAAGCAUUUGAAGUUGAUGCGAUAUUAGUAUUAGAUCAAGAAAGACUUUACAAUGAACUUGUCAGGGAUAUACCAGACUUUGUAAAGGUAGUAUUUUUACCUAAAAGUGGUGGGGUUGUUGAAAGAAGUCAGACACAAAGAAUAGAGGCUAGAGAUCAAGGAGUUCGAGAAUAUUUUUAUGGGUCCCGUACACCUCUAUAUCCACAUAGUUUUGAGGUAAAAUGGAGUGAGGCUCGACUCUACAAAAUUGGAGCACCUGUCCUUCCUGCCUCUUGUAUGCCGCUUGGAAUGAAAGCUGAGGAUAAUUUAACAAAGCUAGUAGCUGUAACUCCAGGACCAAAUUUAUUGCAUCACUUGCUCUCUGUGUCUUUUGCUGAUUCCCCGGAGGAUGACGUCGUUCAAACCAAUGUCGCUGGAUUUGUUUGCGUGACCAAUGUUGACGUAGAACGACAAACCUUUACUGUUCUGAGCCCUCAACCAAGACCAUUACCAAACACCGUCCUUUUACUCUCUGACAUACAGUUUAUGGAUAGUCAUUGAUAGUGUAUACAAAUCAUAUAUUUUUAGUAAAUUUCCGUUUUAUAAUAUCAAAUUAUUGAAUAAAAAUUACUUUGAUAUUUUA